Telopea speciosissima is the source of this 1308-nucleotide messenger RNA. Its product is annotated as F-box protein At2g17690-like. Gene Ontology annotation, molecular function: protein binding. The coding region runs from base 1 to 1308 and encodes 435 amino acids. Lineage: Eukaryota; Viridiplantae; Streptophyta; Magnoliopsida; Proteales; Proteaceae. The record is from RefSeq and is a predicted model, not a curated record. The transcript has a single exon.
AUGACUAGGGUCCCACCUAAGAAAGCAGCAAUAUCUGGGCUGUCCCAAAUUCCAGAGGAGUUGUUAGUUAUGAUCAUGCAACGGUUGACCCUACCAGAUAUGAUUCGGUUUGGCUGUGUUUGUUCAUCUUGGAGAUCGGUUUCAGCUCCAGCUCGUCAUGGAAAGCUUCCCUGGUUAAUGCUUCCCUAUGACACUCGAGAAGGUAACGGUGCUUAUGGUUUCUUCAGCCUCUACAAUCGCCAAUUUUACAAACUUCAACUACCAGAAGCAGCUGGAGCAAGAAUCUUUGGAUCUUCCCAUGGUUGGCUUGUGACAGUGCACCCAGAAUCUGGUAUUCAUCUGUUACAUCCCUUCAGUAGGGUAAGAUUACAGCUUCCAAGUCUGAGUACAUUUCCAGCCGUUCUGGAUACUUUCUACUCAAAUGAAGGAGAUCUCAUUUAUGUGUUACGCUCAUCAAAGGGCUGUAGAGCCGCCUAUGGAUUCAAGUGGAUGCGUGAUGCCUAUAUAGGUAAGUUCGCUCUGUCCUCUAGCCCUUCUUCUUCCUCCUUAGAUUGUAUAGUUGUGGCUACCUAUGGGGAGAGAAGAAAGUUGGCCUUCUGCAGACCCGGGGACAAUCGAUGGACAGCCUUAAAAACACCAUGGGACUCUUAUGAAGAUAUUGUCUUCCACAAGGGACGGCUCUGUGCUUUGGACUUACAAAGGAGACUUGUAGCUUGCGACAUUGGUUAUGCUUCAAAAGUGUAUGAAAUUAUGCCGCCCUCAAGUAUUUCCUGUGGUUCUCAAUGGGAAUAUUUGAUGAGUUGUGCUGGUGAAUUGAUUAUGAUUUUAAGAGAUGUGAAAUGGCUUUCUGAUUCUGAUGACCCUGGUGCUGGUAGGAGAUGCUCUUGUGCGCUUUCGGGUUAUGAUGCCAUGGACAUUGCUGAUGGUGACUCUGAUGAUCACUACAACAAUGCCAACACCAAUAACAAAGAUUCUACUGAUAAUGACAUCUUACUUUGUAAGACAAUAGGAUUCAGGGUUUACAAGCUCGACUUUAAUUCCCGUAGGUGGAUCAGAGUGAGAAGCUUAGGAAAUACCAUGGUUUUCCUGUGUGAGAGUAAUUUAUUCUCUCUUCCUGCUCGCCAUUUUAACAGGAACAGAGGUGAUCACAUCUAUUUCAUUGACGAUAGCUGUGAUACUUACACUACAGAACAUAGAGAAGGGGUUUAUGAGCUUUGUGCAUUUAAAAUGGUUGAUCAGACUAUUGAACCAUAUUUCAGAACUGAUAACCAGAUGAAUAUGCCUGCACCCAUCUGGGUCGUACCUUAA